Heterotrigona itama is the source of this 1708-nucleotide messenger RNA. The record is from the annotation of a GenBank genome assembly. NCBI's taxonomy places the organism in Eukaryota, Metazoa, Arthropoda, Insecta, Hymenoptera, Apidae.
AUGAACUGGACUGUAGGAAUAAUUAGUGGAAUAAAUAAAUUAUUGGUAAGAAAUACGAACAUUCAGCGAGGAAUACCUCCUAGUUUUCGAAAUAUUUCUGUUUAAAGAUUUUCUGAAAAUCGUCUAUAUCAGAAGAAUUACUCGAUGGAGGGGUCGUAACACCUCCUCAAUAAUCAUGUUCUCCUGAUACAAAAUUCGAAUUUUCAGCGGGGUAUUUUUUCUGAUUCUUGAGAUAUUUCGGCUUAAAUAUUUGCGUAGGCUGGGGAGAGUUUAUUUAGUUUACCGUUUUAUAUUCACAGUAUCUACAUUAUCUGUCAUCAGCGUUAUUUUUUGCAAAUAUAAGUGUACAGUUUGUUGAUUUAUUCUUUCAUUCAUCUACUUUCACUUUCUACAGAAUAUAUUAAACUGUAAAAUAUCGCAUGCCUUUUUGAAACAAUUUGAAACGUAGUUGAAAAAAAACAUGAUACUUUUCAUUUCAAUUCAUAUCUCGUAUUUAAAUAUCUUUAAAUUUCUAAGUAACUUUUUUGCUAGAUUCACCAUAUAUGUAGGUAUUUAUACAAAACACAAGAAACUGCUUGAAUUGAGUCAUGUAACCAAAUAAGUAUUUACAUUUACUCAUUUGACUUAUAUCGCGAUAUAAUAUAAUUAUUCGUAAGCUUUUUAUGUAACUUUUCGCAUACUUUUUAAAUAGAUCGAAACUGUUUCCAAAAUGUCGGUAUAUUCUAUGGAUUCCCUCGAGAAUGUUAACGAAAUCUCACCAGGGAAUCAGAAUUUUUUAUACAGAAACACCGGUGGAUUUAACCUAGAACCAAAUACCGGAUCUAAUGAAACUACGUCGAGUAUCAAUAAAGACACGGGGACAGCCGGCAGCAAGAAUGCGAUAAUUGCGAACAGGGGACUCAUAGACGCGUCCAAGCAACGGUGUCCGACGUCUUCGGCCAGUGGAAAACGAAACGUCGCAGAUCCCCUUAAGAGAAACACCACAAACGAUUCAAAACGAGAAAAAGAUGGUGGCAGCAAAAGACUAGCUGAUACAAGUUAUGCCAAGCGUUUGUCGAAGACGUCUGCGACGAAGUGUUGCUCGAACGACGUACCGAUGCCUAUGAAGCCGAACAAAAAACUCGGAGACGUACUCGGCCCGAAGGUUCAGCAGGCGAGAAAGCCACGCUCCUAUUUGGAGCUUUAUCGUCGGAGAUUCAGUGGACCACAAUACAAGGCUCGAUCCCCGGAGGGUUCCACCUUGUCGGUUUGCGGAGACAGCGAACGAGAAGAGCUCAGUGACGACGAUACACGUUCGUUGGCGACCCCGAGGGACGAUCAAAGCGAGCUGAGUUUUUAUCGACGUAUAAUCGAGGGAUCUACCGACCCUCUGGCCUCUGCCAAUCGAUCCGCUAAAACUGUGCGUCGAUCAACGUUCCAAGACACAAACACUAUCUUCUCCAGCACGAACACAGUUAAGUACAGUACGCCUGACGAUAAAUCGAAGAAGAGUCUCGGCUACAGGCCGUAUACCAUCGAGGAGUACAAGACCUUGCCGAUACCGAAGCUUGAUCGAUCUCUUGGGCCCGAUAAAAUUGAGAUGCAAGCGAAGAUAAGUACACACGGGAAUAAAUUUGUUCCUGGUGGACGCGCCGUCGAGAACAGUUUAAAUGAAACGCCGGCGGAAGUCAGCGGACUGGAACAAGGGGACAGCAGAGGUACACCAUAA